Molecule: messenger RNA, 432 nt
Organism: Iphiclides podalirius (scarce swallowtail)
Lineage: Eukaryota; Metazoa; Arthropoda; Insecta; Lepidoptera; Papilionidae
Source: the annotation of a GenBank genome assembly
AUGGUUGCUCGUGUUUGCGGACAGUCCGCCGCGGCGGACGGUAGCGUGGUGACCGCGGCCACGGUAGGUGACGUGUGGUGGUGGAGCGGCCGCGUGGCGUCGGCGGCCGCGCGCCGCCCGCCGCUCGCUCGCUCACUCACUCCGCCGCCAUGGCGCGUCCCAGACAGUCGCCGCGCCACAACGCACAGUACACGGAACUGCCGCCCCGCGGACCAGGUACCUCUAAUCCUUGCGCCCCGGGACACGCACUGCGCCCGUAUCACGCUCCAAAUGCUGCUCCGAGCUGUUGCCUUUGGUCUCGCAUCGACGGCAAGCAGUCCGCACGACUUAUACGCCCUUGUUGACGUGUUGUGCACCCGAGUUUACCGUAUGGACCUCGCCUCGCCGUGCCCGUGGAAAGUUACGGGCAGCCUCUGCCCGUCGCCAGCUACC